Messenger RNA from Capsicum annuum, 1434 nucleotides. RefSeq lists its product as uncharacterized. Bases 1 to 1434 code for a protein of 477 amino acids. Gene Ontology annotation, molecular function: zinc ion binding. The transcript has 4 exons. NCBI's taxonomy places the organism in Eukaryota, Viridiplantae, Streptophyta, Magnoliopsida, Solanales, Solanaceae. The record is from RefSeq and is a predicted model, not a curated record.
AUGAGAGGAUUUAGAUACAACGAAGAUGCUAGAAUGAUUGUUAGCAUGUCUAUUUCAACUAGCUACGUUGAACUAGUUGCAAUGUUGCAUGAAAAAAUGAGGACAAACGGUGAAAAUAUUCAAAUGGAUAUUUCUGGAAAAUAUCCAUGCUCAUUUCAAGAGAAGAUGAGGAUAACUUUGAUUUGUGUAAUGAUGCACAUGCUUAAAUUUGUGAUGAAAAUUCGGAGAAAGAUGAACCUUCAGAAGAUGAUGGAGAAAGUGAAAUCUCAGAAAAAAUCAUUUAGUGAGCUUCCUAAGUUUUUUGCAGCUUUUCAACACUUUAACCAUGGAACAAUUGUAGAAUGGAAACAUGAAGAGUCAAUGAGUUCGUUAGAGGUAAAAACAUAUAAAUUUGUAUUUUGGGCUUUCAAUCCAUGCAUUGAUGGAUUUCGAACUUGUCGUCCAGUUAUUUCAGUAGAUGGAACCCACUUGUAUGGUAAAUAUGAGAUAAAAUUAUUAAUUGCUGUUGGAAUUGAUGGAAAUGAUAACAUUCUCCCUCUAGCAUUUGCUAUUGUUGACAGGGAAUCGAAAGAGGCAUGGAAAUGGUUUUUUAGAAAACUAAGCGCACAUGUAAUAAAGGAUAGAGAAGAUGCAUGUAUUAUCUCUGAUAGGGCAAAAGGAAUCUUAGCUAGUUUAUCAGAGUUGUGGCAAUUCCAGGAGCCUCGGGCCUUUCAUCAAUUUUGCGUAAGACAUCUUAAGAGUAACUUUCAAUCUUAUUUUCCAAAGAGGAAUCUCAGUGAUUUGAUGUGGAAUGCUGCAUCAACUCAUCAAAAAGCUCGAGGAUUGCCUGUCACUGCCAUGGUGAGACUUUCAUUGGAGAAAAUAGUUGAACGGUAUACCCGUAGAUCUCAAAUAGUGCACCAACUUGUAGAGCAAAAGAAAUUAUGGACAAGCAGGUUCAAAGUAAACUGGGAGAAGAACUACGAAAGUUCAAAAAAACACUUUGUUUUUGAUUGGAAUAUAUCCACUGGGACAUAUGAGGUUAGAUCUAUUCAAGUUGAUGGUACUGGUGGCAAUCCUCAUCGUGUUUCACUAAAUGAUAAAAAAUGUGAUUGUGGAAAAUGGGCUAAUUUGCACUUUUCGUGUUCACAUGUCAUGAAGGUUACUGAAAGAAUGGGAGGACUGGCUAGAAAUUUUGUUAGCGAGCAUUUUACAACAGAGAAUUAUGUUGCUACAUAUUUUGGGUCAUUCUCACCGGUUGGGCACGAGGCAUAUUGGCCAUCUCCAAGUUUUAUAAUGAGAAGUAAUGAAUUCUAUCGUCAUCCUAUGCGACAAAGGACAACUAGAGUACCUACUGAGAUGGAUCAUGGUCCUGCAGUAUAUGGGCGAGCUUGCGGGUUGUGUAGACAGAAUGGACAUGAUAGGAGCCGAUGUCCAACUCAUAAUCAAACUUAA